UGUAAAGCACGCGCGGCUUUGUAGUUUAUUCAAAAAAAUGAAUUUGCCGGUUCGGAAGUGCUAUCAUGCGGCAAAAAUUGCGUUCUUUCUUAUAUUAGUUGUGACAAUAUUGAGUUUAUUUGAACAUUGGCGCGGAGGGAAACGAUCAGCGGGUGCUCAAAUUUAUGAUCCGGAAGAUGAAUACGAAAAAGAAAUUUUAGAAGAUGAGGCUCGUAUUAUUCCUGGCUUAGGGGAAGGAGGUGUUGCAGCACAUUUGAUCGGUGAAGCGAAACGCCUAGGCGAGGAGUCUGAAAAGAAAUUGGCUAUAAACGUUUACUUAAGCGAUCGAAUUGCUUAUAAUAGAACUUUAAAAGAUUAUCGCAACCCAGCAUGCCAGAGAGUUGUGUAUGAUGCAGAACUGCCAUCUGCCUCUGUUAUACUAAUAUUCCACAAUGAACCCUAUUCUGUGGUUAUACGCACAAUAUGGAGCGUUCUGAACAGUGCUCGCCGGGACAACCCAUGGUUUGCUAAAGCGAAUUAUAUAAACAGAGAAACAGGAAAAACAAUGAAGCUGGGUUACCCUGGUCAAGACGAAAGAUCUCCAUAUGUAUAUUUAAAAGAGAUAAUCUUGGUGGACGACAACUCCACGCUACCGGAGCUGAAGGGUAAACUUAGUCAUUACGUGCGCACGCGCCUGCCACCAGAUCUCAUACGUAUAUUAAGGUUACCAGAUCGUGUGGGUUUAACGAGAGCUCGCCUGGCGGGGGCGCGGUACGCGGCGGGAGACGUCCUCGUAUUUUUAGACUCGCAUUGCGAGGCUCAGCUCGAUUGGCUGAGGCCGCUCCUGCAGCGGAUCAAAGACUUCCCUCACGCUGUGGUCGUACCGAUCAUUGAUGUCAUCGAAGCUUCAAACUUCUACUACAGCGUCCAAGAUCCUGUCACGUUUCAGGUUGGAGGUUUCACUUUUAUGGGACACUUCACUUGGAUCGAUGUUCCGGAACGCGAGAAGAAAAGACGAGGCUCGGACAUAGCACCCACUUGGUCACCAACAAUGGCUGGUGGCUUGUUCGCUAUCAACCGAGCCUACUAUUGGGAGCUGGGAGCUUACGACGAACAGAUGGCCGGCUGGGGGGGUGAGAAUCUGGAGAUGUCGUUUCGGAUUUGGCAAUGUGGGGGUACCCUGGAGACGAUACCGUGUUCUCGCGUGGGUCACGUGUUCCGCAGCUUCCAUCCCUACGGUCUGCCCGCUCAUACGGACACGCACGGCAUAAACACCGCGCGUAUGGCUGAGGUCUGGAUGGACGACUACGCUGAGCUGUUCUACCUGCACCGACCUGAUCUAAGGAAAAACCCCAAGAUCGGUGACGUCACCCACCGGCGCGUGCUCCGCGAGAAGUUGAAGUGCAAGAGCUUCCAGUGGUACCUGGACAACGUGUACCGGGAGAAGUUCGUGCCCGUCAGGGACGUCUUCGGAUUUGGCAGGUUCCGCAACGCGCGCAGCGGGCGCUGCCUGGACAGCCUGCAGCGCGACGGCGAGGCGGCGGCGCUGGGCGUGUACGCGUGCCACGCGCGCCUCCAGCCCACGCAGCACUUCGCGCUGUCGCUGCGCGGGGAGCUGCGCGACGAGGAGAAGUGCGCCGAGGUGCAGUACGCCAGGAACCAGGGCGAGAUGGGCGAGGACGUGACCAGACGAGUUCUGAUGGUGACGUGUCACGGAAAACAACGUGGACAGAAAUGGCGCUACCUGCCGAGCCGCCAGCUGCAGCACGUGGACAGCGGGCUGUGCCUCAGCGUGGGCGUGGGCGAGGAGGCGCUCGCGCGGCGCUGCCGGCGGAGCGACGCCCAGCUGUGGGACAUCGACUACAGCGAGCUCAAUGACUUCCAUCUCGAUGAUAACCCAGAGCCUUCCGAACAAGAAAUUAAAUUGCGAAAACUCAGAGGACAAAGACGAGUCUCCCGUUCUCUCCUCUAUCACGAAGAAUCGAACUCCACGCGCCGUCACAAGCACAAGCACAGGAAUAAGCACAAGAAGAGCAAGAAGAACAAGUUCAUACUGAAGCUGGUGCGCGACAGCAACAACACGGAGGAACAUUUGGAGGUGGACGUGUACUGCAAGCACAGGCGGCUGUACCCGAACAAUACAUUCGUGAGGGACCUGGUGACCAUCCUCAAUGAAAAGGACAUUAAGGUGGUCAACAACGGUCGCGUGUUUGAACACAACAAGGUGUCGGCGCUGGUGAAGAGGGAACGUGACCACACACCCGAACCCCACCAUGACGACCAGGCCGUGGCGAGUGAUAAAUCACAAAUGAAACGCAAACGGAAGAAGCCAAAGAUCCAGCCGCUCGAAGACGCGAGCGCCGUCGACGUCGCCAACAUCGCCGACAUCGCCAACGCGCUCGACGCCGACGCCCCGCGCGACCUCGACAAGAAGAUCAUCAUCGAGGACUUCGUGGAGGUCACGCCCAAGGUCACCACUACUCGCGCGACGAAGAAACGCCAGCGCGGGCGGGCGCGCGGCGGGCGGGGGGGGAGCGCGCCGCGGACCACGACUGCUGUUUGGGAGGACUCGAUGCACGUCGAGACCGUCGCUUCGGUGGAGGACACCCCGAUGCUGGCCAGCGUUGAGAGACGAGACGAUACCAGCGAGAACUGGCACGUUGGUAAGGCCAGCUUCCGUCGGAAUAACACACACAGCACAGAACACAGGCGAGGCUCCGAACAUAUUUAUACAUCGGACGAGGUUGUAAGUGGUACCACCGUAGUCGCGCCGGUGAAGGUGGUGAUGAGGAGCAAUCUCACCUUCAACUUCGGUGACGAGUUCUUCCGCUGGAGGAAGCGCACCGCAGACGAUGUCGCUAAUUUGCUCGGCGAGCUCAUGAUACCAGCAAGCACGUACACACCCAUCCGCAGUCGCGCUGACACUGACACGGAGCAAGAAAAGAAAGAGAGCGAGCGAGACGGAGAUACGACGAGUGAAAAGGAUAAGGAGAUUAUGUUGUCGGGGCGGACUGACGUCGACUCAUCGGAGUCGGAAAGCGCGAGUUCUGAUUGAUAUUUUAUUGUUGACGAUUUUAAAAAUAAUUGUGUAUUUUUAGCUGUUUUAGUAAAAAUGUAUAUAUUUAAUUUAAUUUAGAACAGUUGUUUAUAUUUAUUUUAUAAAAACAAUCUUUCGAAUUAUAUUAUAAUAAUAAUAUUUGUCGUGCAAUAUAGUUAGUUUGCAAACGAUAUUUGGUAUUAACAGCGGCACAAAAUUAUCUAACGACGCCCUUUCCAAAUGACAUUUUAAACGUGACAUAUAUAAAGUGUGUGUCAAAAUGGCGUCGUUUUAUUUAAAGAUUGCCGCUUAAAAUAAUUUUUGUUCUUAGAUAAGUACAGUACUUUUAACAGUUGAUUAAAGUUGUAUGUAUUAGAUUUUUUCUCUUCGAUAAUUAUAAAUAAGCUUUACAUGGAAACUAUGCCGUCCUAUUUAGACUUGUAUUAAAAUUGUCUUAUGUAUGUAUGUCAUAUACCUUUACAUUUAUUAUUAUUUACUCUAUGAUUGUCUAAUUGUUCGUUAUCUGUGCUUGUUUUGUGGGUCUGGGUGGUACUACACCGUUUGUCUAUUUUACGGUUAAGUGUUGUUUUUUCGUUUGAAGGAAGUCAACUAGUGUAGACAGUUCCAAGGGCCAUAUCGUGGAGGUAAUGGUUGGUGCUGUAUUGGUUUGGUUUAUAUACUUCAUGUAGUGUCUAUGGUUAAAGAUGACGUUUUACAAACAUCAUCACCACAGCUAAGCAUAAUCCUGGACAUAGGGUUCUCCCGAGGUGCGCCAAAGUUAGGGGCCCGCUACCUUAUUCAGGUCAUCGGUCCACCUGGCUGCAUCUGGACGCCUUACGCUGCGCUUGCCAAUCCGCCUUCUCCACUCUAGAUCUCGUUUGCUCCAACGGCCAUCAGUCCGACAUACGUGACCAGCCCGUUGCCACUUCAGUCUUUAUUCUCGUUAGCCCAUCAGUCGGAUAAAUUCUUUAUUGUGUUUCGUGUAUAGAUUGCAUAUUAAUUUGAGUGCUAUUCUUAAUCAAAUUCUAAUAUCUGUCUGUCAAAAUAAAACCUAGAAACGCAUAAAAUUACAUAACGAAUAAUUUACUAAUUUUUUAGGUCUUCUUCACAUAUAUAAAAAAAAUCGUUAUAAAUACUAUCUUUGUUAUGUUUUAACACAUUUUCCUUAAUUAAUUUUUAUUCACUUUUUUUACGUCGCUUUCUCAAAUCUCCUCUUAAUUUCUGAUUGUUUUACGUGUAAUUCAUUUCAUGACUACCUCUGGAAGAGGAAAUGGUAGUGGUUACACUUCCGUGCCUCGAAAAGCACGUAAAGUCGUGGUGCUGCGCGUGGACUUUGUUUGUCUGUAUUUGCAUUCUAUAACAUCUCUCUUUUGACACUAUCAUAUUGUUAGAACGCGCCCCCCCCCCCUCCCUUAAUUGCAUAUGAUUGGUUCUCAGUAACUAGAAUUAAGUGGAAUACUAUAUGAAUAGGGAAAGCCGAGAUGAUCUAGUGGUUAGAACGCGUGAUUCUUAACCGAUGAUCGUGGGUUCAAACCCGGGCAAGCACCACUGAAUUUUCAUGUGCUUAAUUUGUGUUUAUAUUUCAUCUCGGGCUUGACGGUGAAGGAAAACUUACCGGCAUUGGAGCAGCGUGGUGGAAUAAGCUCCAAACCUUCUCCUCAGAAAUGGAGAAGAGGCCUUAGCCCAGCAGUGAAACAUUCACAGGCUGUUACUUUACUAAAUAUAUAUAUUAGUUACACAUAAUAAUGGUGCUCAAUUGACAUAAUAUUAUAAUAAGUUAAGUUUUUUUUGCGAUUUUUAAACUGUUAUAUCGUAAGUCUAAACGUUUAGUUAUAUUUGUGGGUUCGAAUCGAGCUUCUGUGCUUUCAUGCGCAUAUAUUUAUAGAUCAUAUCUUGUUGGGACGUGAAUAAAACGUGACAACACCUGCAUAUAAACCCGAAAGUGAGUUUGUUUGUUUGUUACGCUUAGCUACUCGAGCGAUCAUCAUGAAAUUUUGCAUACAUGUUUUCAGAGGUAUAAAAAACACCACCCCCCACCCCAGAGUGAAACAUUUACAGGCUACAUUAUCAAAACCCGUUCCUAUUUUUAACGCAUCGUUAUUGUUCAUAAGUGAACGAUAGUUUUUGAGUUACGAGUUACGAGCCGUUAAAAUCGUUCCAAUUCACCUAUACACAUACGUAUUACACUUACGAAUUGAAUUACGUCUUGCAGACAACUGUACCAUCCGUAAGGAAAACAAAUCAUGUCUUAAAUACAGUAACGGGGCAGUAGUAUGUCUUGUGGUUUUGAGAUCACUACCUUAUGUACUUAGAAGGUAUACGUAGAAAAUGUUAGCGGGCGAAAAAUUGCGUACGUACACUUGCGUGCAAUUUAAUUUUUAUUUAGUGUAAGUGAUUAUUAAUUUUAAAGUUUUUAAAACGAAUAGUGCUUUUAAACAUAGCGAUUGUCUUUUCUGAAUUUAUAUAACAUGACAAUGAAAUUAUAUUAUUACUGUGAGAUUAAUACAUAUCAAUGUAGAGGUUGAAAUAAAAAUUAGAUUUUUCUAGAAGUUUUUUUUUUGUGUUUAGAUUUUCAAUGCGUGUUUGGACAUUGGUAAUAAACUUGUAAG
Messenger RNA from Nymphalis io (European peacock), 5625 nucleotides. Its product is annotated as polypeptide N-acetylgalactosaminyltransferase 1-like. The transcript has 21 exons. Gene Ontology annotation, cellular component: Golgi apparatus. The coding region runs from base 38 to 3034 and encodes 998 amino acids. NCBI's taxonomy places the organism in Eukaryota, Metazoa, Arthropoda, Insecta, Lepidoptera, Nymphalidae. The record is from RefSeq and is a predicted model, not a curated record.